AUGACUUCCAAUAAAAGAAAAUCCAGAAUCAUAAACGAUAGCGAUGAUGACGAUUCAAAAAACGAAACAUUCGUAGUGUAUGGAACUGAAAUUCCAUUGCCAAGUGAAACUGGUGAAGAUCAGAAUAAAUUUCAACCUGUUUGGAAACAAGAGGUUCGCGAUGAGCAAGGUUUACGACGUUUUCACGGAGCCUUUAAGGGUGGCUGGUCUGCAGGUUGGGUCCCUUCCUCGUUUGUUUCUUCGCGGAAUAAUAGAUCCGAGCGAAAAAAUUAUGACCCAAAAGACUUUAUGGAUGAAGAGGAUUUAGAGGAAUUUGGACAAAAACAACAACUUGUUGUUACAGAAGAAUUUGAUUCACUUGGAUCAACAGAACGUGAAUUAGAAAGAAAACUUGCUUUGGCGGGUUCUAUGGAAGCUGGUGGAAGUAUAUUGGGUUCCCUUCCUGACACAUUAAUCGAUGACCUGAUAUUACCUAGUAAAGAACCAAUUGGAAUGCGACUAUUAAAGGCAAUGGGAUGGCGAGAAGGUCAGAGUAUAGGUGAUCGCGUUAUGAAAAGAAAGAAACUUGGUGAAGGGCAAGAGAAAGAAAAAAGGCCUCCAACAUCUAGGGGCAGAUUGUGUCAUGAUGGAAGUUUUCCUUUGAAAGGUUUCGUCUUGGCAGAGAGACCUCUACUCCUCUAUAAAUGGUACAGUCCACCAGAAUUGCCAUCAGAAUUCAUACCAUUUCAUCAAUUUGAUAUAUCCGAUAAAUCUAAAAAUAUUGAUUCCACCACUCCUUUAGUUACACGAAAGCAAACAACUCUAGCAGUGAUAGCGGAUCAGGUUCCAUUAAAUUCCUCAUCAAGAUCAGUAUUUGAUUAUGUAUCUAGAAGGGAUAAGGAACGGUUGGAAAAUUUAAUUGGAGUUAAAGCUGAUUCAGAUGGUGAUGUGCCUAUUGAACAAACUUCAAAAGUUGAAAUUCCAAAGGUAGAAAAAGAAGCGGCUUUAGCUGCUUUAAAAGGAUACAUUCCCUUUGAUGAUGAUAAAAAGAAACAGGCACGAUACAAGUUCUUCUUAGAAGUACAAGCUGAGAUAAAAGCGGCUGAAUUAAUGAGACAGCCUGAGGGUCUAACCACUGAAGAAUAUUUCAAAGAACUAAAUGAAUUUGCUCAAGCAGCAAGAAUAUUUCGUCCGAUACCUUUAAUGAUGGCAUCUCGAUUUACUAGUAGUAAAUCUUCAUCUGAUGAAUUUAAACAAUCCGAAUCAGGUCUAAGGGUUGGUCCAGUGAUUACCAAUUCCAAUAUUCAAUUCAAUCAAAAAGAUACAAAUAUACAGGAAUCUGUAAAUCGAACUUUUAUUGAACAGACAGAGUCAACAGCAGAGAGUGCAGCUAGAAUGAACAUGUUUGGACCUCUUACAAGAACAAAAUCAGAUUUUUAUCCUAACCGUCUUUUAUGUAAACGUUUUAAUAUUGCAAAUCCUCAUCCUGAGCAUAAAGAAAAGUCAUCACCUGGAAAAACACAACUGUUGCAUCGCCUAGGAGAAACCACAGGACCAGAGAAGGGAUCGGGUUCAAAAGACGAAGAUUUAGUUGACACGGAACCUUUUAAUAAAAUUAUUGAAGAUUUACGCUCAACGAUAACCCCUCAGCAGUUCGAACCAAUUACAAAUAAAGAAAAAUCACCAAUACCAUUAUCUACUAAUACUACUAAUUCCACUAAUACAGAAAAUAGUAUAACACCUUUUCCACCAAUAUUUAAAAAGGAACAUGAUCGUCAGAAACGUAAGUCUGAAAAAUCAGAUAAGAAAAAGAAACAUUCAAAAGAUAAGAAAAAGUCCACAAAACGUUCACAUAAAGACGAUAGUGAUGACGGAGAAAGACAUAAAAAAUCUAAAAGGAAAAAAGGAUUAGAAGAGCUUUAUGAUAAAAAAGAUAAACGACAUCCUAAUAAAGAAAUUAAAUUAUCUAUCAAAAAUAACAAAAAUAUCAAAGAAAUUACGACAAACCGCCAUAAAAAUCGUCCAAGAGCUAUGGAUUUAUGGUAG
Messenger RNA from Diversispora eburnea, 2025 nucleotides. NCBI's taxonomy places the organism in Eukaryota, Fungi, Glomeromycota, Glomeromycetes, Diversisporales, Diversisporaceae. The record is from the annotation of a GenBank genome assembly.